Messenger RNA from Fusarium coffeatum, 1935 nucleotides. RefSeq lists its product as uncharacterized. NCBI's taxonomy places the organism in Eukaryota, Fungi, Ascomycota, Sordariomycetes, Hypocreales, Nectriaceae. Gene Ontology annotation, molecular function: nucleic acid binding; zinc ion binding. The transcript is spliced from 3 exons. The record is from RefSeq and is a predicted model, not a curated record. The coding region runs from base 1 to 1935 and encodes 644 amino acids.
AUGUCAUCUCUACCAUCCUCUCAGACCACCAUGGACUCACCGGACCCUGCAUUCAAUUAUCCUCAAGGACUGGAGAAACUAUAUAUCACCUUUCUCGCGCCCCUCGUGGACGAACUACGUCGGCUGCGUCUUUCGCAGGAACAACACAGCCAGCAAGUAGCAAGCCUUCUGUCACUGGUCGAAGAUUGCAAUGCCUGUGCCCACGAACCUUCCCCAGCCUACGAGACGCAAGAAAAACUCGAAGCUCUUGAUCAGAAACUGGAAAGCCUCAGUUCCCGCCUCGAGAACCUCGACAUGGGAAGCGUCAGCUUCAGCGGUACAGACAAGACAUCACUCGUCAUGAAUGAAGUCAAAGGUCUCCGCGAUUAUAUGACCGACUCCAUGGGUGAUAUCCAGUCGCGCCUGUGUGCGCUUCGCGAGGAUCUCCCCGAGCCAGAGGAGCACAGCAUCAAAAUUAUUAUUCGAGAUCCUGCUGAGAAGAUCGAUAGCAUGACAGUACAGGAACGUCUUGACGCUGUUCGUGAGCUCGGCAAUGCUUUCGCCGAUGUCAUUUCUGUUCAGUACCACAAUAAUGGCGGGCUAGUUACUCCUGAUGCAAAGCGCCGCGACGAAUGCUUUCUCCUCAUUUAUUUCGGAGCGUUUGAAACCGAACUUGAUGCCCGAAAGGACAUGAGUGGCGUUCGCAGUGCUUUUGAGCUCACCGACAAGUCCACUGUGAAGCCUCCAAUUUAUGUCGUCGAAAUUGAGAACGGUUUCCAGAAGGGAGCAAACCUACCUGGCGUAUCGCCACAGGCGAAACUGGAAAGCAUUGUAGACGGCGUCUUCCCUUUCGAAAUAUACGGACAUUUGAAACCCGUGUCUUCUUUCAACCACUGGUAUCUGGAAACGGAAAGUUUGCAGAUCGUUAUGAUGUUAGCAGACACUACAGUGAGAUUCAACAACGGAUACCAUAAACUCAUCCCUUCACUCCGUCAGGCCAGACCUGAGUUUUGCUAUAAAUGCGGGAAACCCGGUCACAAGAAGUCCGAGUGCACGCAGGAUGAACGGCACUGCAUGAAGUGCGGGGAAGACCAUGACACUGCCAAUUGUCCCCUGACAGACCGGAAGACCUUCAUCUGCUCUAAUUGCGGAAAUACGGGCCACGGGUCCUUUUCUCCAUUUUGUCCACAUACGGAAUCGGUGCAGGAGCACCACAGGGCAAGAACGUUCCGCAAAUAUGGCCCUUACUGGGCAAGAAUGAAUGCCGGGCCUCGCAAGCGCGGCAGACGCUCCAAAGCUGAAAAGGCUCUGCAAGAUGAUAUCGAUCUGAAGCGAAAGAGGAUAGACAAUGAGGGUAUUAGUCACGGAAAGGAGAUCGCGAACGCGAAGUCUGCCGGUGAACCUUCUUCUUCUCAGACGACUGUGGCAUCCAGCAGCUCACAGGGUCAAAGCCCGUCGCAAGACACCAUUGGUAGCUCAGACGGGAAGGGUGCCAGCAAUAAGAGCAAGGGUAGAUCGAACGACAAUACGAAGUCCACCGACAGUGAGGAGUUGAAGGCAAUUGCUCAGCCUGUCAUUCCAAUCCAAUCCCAGGCGGUGGUGAAUCCGGAGUCCCAGAUCCCAUCUGCACCUCUUCCUCAGGCAGCAAUUGUGGAAUCCAGCUCUACGCUACCUCCACCAUCUGGCUCCAGCUCUCGGUCCAAAAGGAACAACAAGAAGCGCAAGGCGGGUGACAAGAGGCAGGCGAAGUCGGGCGAAACAGGUGAGAUUGGAGCUGCGCCUUUAAACGCUGGAACAGGAUCCCAGGCAGUUACACUUCCCUCAGAGACUGUUCCAUCGUUGGUCGACCAGGCGAAGAAGAAGGAGCGUGCGAAGAAGCGCGCUGGGAUCAAGCGCAAGAUGGAUGAGUCGAAGUCACCAAGCGCUGCUGUGCCUGGAAAUGCAGGCAAUGCCUAA